Messenger RNA from Podospora bellae-mahoneyi, 2944 nucleotides. RefSeq lists its product as uncharacterized. The transcript is spliced from 2 exons. NCBI's taxonomy places the organism in Eukaryota, Fungi, Ascomycota, Sordariomycetes, Sordariales, Podosporaceae. Bases 1184 to 2452 code for a protein of 422 amino acids. The record is from RefSeq and is a predicted model, not a curated record.
CGGUCGACACCGGAAGGUUGUGUGUUGUCGUGAGAACAGUGUGAUCUCCGCCGAGGCCGAAACCCACCCCUCAUUUCUCGUCCAUCAUUUCUCAUCUCCGGUCUAUUGGAUUUGGGUGGGACACCCCAACGGCCGGAGAAAACCGUUUCAUUCUUCUGGCUGCAUUGCAUAAGUCUCUGUCUGCCCGUGUAUGACUGUAGGUAUUUGCAGUCCUCGUGAUUGCUGCUUCAGUAUGCAGCAUGAUUUCGACUACGUAAUUAUGGAAGCAGAGCAGCGCGAUGAUGUCGAAAGCCCCUCCACCAUCAGCAAAGAAAAAGAAGCAUUUCCCCAGCUUUUUGCCCUGUCGGAUGAGUCUUGGCGACAUUGGCAGCCGGCAGAUUGGCGCUGACCCACCCGGGCAUGAUGCUUGUCCACCACCAUGCACCAAUCAGCCCCUGGAAUGCAAUACAAAAGCCAACGGUGGAGAGCCGCCGUCAUCUCUGAAACCCAGUCGCAGUCUCACGCUCACUCAUCUUUUUGUCUCGUCUUCUUUGUUUUUGGACUUUUGAUAUCGCCGCCCUUCCAAACAAACAAACAAAACUGUACUUUCCGUAUAUUCAGAUGGAGAUUCUCGCCUCGUCUUUUCGAACAGACCCAGCAACAGCUCACGAGUUCCGAGAAACACAUUAAGCUCGAGUUGGCCGGCUUCAAACGUCGGCGCGCGGCUACGACUCAGCUAACAUAGACUAUAACAAACAGGCCGCAUUUUCGGAGGCCAUCCUGACAACAUCUAGUGGUUGGCAACGCCCAGCUUUGCAGACGGUUUCACCACCCACAGUCUGUUGCGGCACGAGCCCAGCGGACUCGUCCGGUCCUGCAGUGCGCGCCUUGUGAAGCAAUCCUGGGGCACAAGACACUGACAUUCCACGCAUCUUGGGAACUGUGACCCACUCGUGGUGUUGGACUUAUUAUUUUUCUUGCGAUCGGUUGGUUCCUGCAUCUCAACAUCGGGAGCCCCUGCGCCGCUGUCUCCUGCUCUGUCCACGCCUUCACACCACUUGACCACCUGUCAUUCGGGCUCGGUCAUAUAUUCUGUCUCUUACCACGAGGGUGUCCUUCGCUUAGCAUUCCCGUCAACCCGAUCGAUUGACCAACCCUCUACUCACUGCUCGAUACUACCUCUCAUCUACAUGCACAAAACACCAUGGCCGCCGAGGUUCAGACACAGUUGGCGACCAUGUCGCUUGGUGCCAAGCCAGAAGAGGCUCGUCGCGAAUACGUCGAGCUCCCGCCUACCUCUAUUGCGAUCCCACCGCAGCCGACAGCCAGGUUGAUGAGCCGCCUUGCAGACACCUACUCUCCAGUCAACCAAAAUGGCAGUUUCGAGUUUGACCGGGUUAUCAAGAGUGGCUACGUACAGAAGCGUGCGCGAAAGACAAAGACAUGGAGAACUUGCUACAUCGUCCUUCGCCCAAGCACACUCUCAAUCUACAAGUCGGAUAAAGAGGAAAAACUCCGACACAAGGUCCACCUGGCAGAUCUGACUACCGUGGCCAUGCUCAAAGACCCCAAGAACAAGCGCCCGAAUGUGUUUGGCUUGUUUUCGCCCUCCAAAAACUACCACUUUCAGGCUUCGUCUCAGCAAGAUGCGCAAGAAUGGGUGGAUCUUAUCAGACAGGGUGCCAGGAUAGAAGAGGAGGAGGAAGAGAUGUUUUUGGCGAGCCCGGCAGUGCGACGGCCUUCUUUCUUCAACACCUCUCCGACUCACGAAGUAGACCCGCGGAACACUGCGAGCGCAAUGGAUCGGCUCGCAUCAAGCUCCCCAGAGCCGCUCGAAGCCCCGCCACGAACCUUUGCCAGGCCCUCCCCGCGGCGGCCAUCGCAUCUGGAAUCCUCGGGCAUGUCGGGAACUGAGCUCGCAUCGCAUUCGGACUUUUCAGAUUAUGAUGUCCAGAGGGUUCACGGGGCGUCAUUUGAGAGUCUUGGCGUCCAGUCUCCCCCAACGGCAUCGAGCGGACCAAGCAAGGCGCCGCAAGGAGGAGGAGCACCAGGGGCGCAAGCCGUACCUAGUGCCAGCCAGGCAAGCGGCAUCAAUCUCGAGCAAGACCCCGACCGGAUCAUCUGGCAAGGGUGGAUGUCUUUUUUGAGGAGCAAGGGAGGUGUGCGACAGUGGAAGAAGUCAUGGGCCGUACUGCGACCCAGAAACUUCAAGCUUUACAAGGACGACUCGGAAUCGUCAGUUUUGUUCAUCGCCUACCUAUCCAACAUUGUCAACGUGGUCGAUAUCGACCCCAUGAGCAGGACGAAGAAGCACUGCUUGCAGAUCAUCACGGACGAGAAGAGCUACAAGUUUUGCGCGACAGACGAGGAAGCGCUGGUUCGAUGCCUGGGAGCAUUCAAAAGCCUCUUGGCCAAGAGGAGGGAACUCGAAGCCAAGGUGGCAGCGCCAGCACCCGCCCGUCCCGCUGCUUGAAUCUUUUUUUUCUUUUUCGUGUUCAUUUUCAUUGUUGGCUCUUCAAAAAGGAUAGAUACCCUUGUUUCUGGUUCGUUGGACAUGUUUCUCUUUUUUCUUCUUUUUUUUUUUUAGCACUGUUGGAAUACCCGAUGAGACAAGCCAAGUCACUCUUUUCUCGUCUCGGACAGAGAGGUUUGAGUUUGACUGGAGUUGUUGUCUCAUCACAUCACGACAGACUUUUGGGGUUGGGCUUAGCACACAUAGUUUUGGCGUAUGCAUGCAUGGCACACACAUCACUGUUUUUUUUUUUUUUUUUGGUGGUACAGAAGCAUGAGCAUGGCGGGCUGCUUGCUUUGGUAAUAGCGUUGAGAAAGUGCGUUCGUUUUUUGAACUUUGUUAAUGUUUCACUUUACGACUUUAUGACGCAGACAUAGCAAUGAUGAGAGGGUUGUAGGUAUAUAUUUGUGGGUGUGGGUUUAAUGAAGAUUGAGGUUUAGGGUGGAGAGAUAG